ACUCAAUAUUGAUUCCAUAUUAUUCAACGCGUCAACAUGCCACCAAUUCGCAAUAAAAACGAAAAGAAUUUAGCAGAGCAAGAGGGGCGGAUCUUGUUAGCUAUUUCCGACUUAAAAAAUGGAAAAAUCUCAAGUGUGUAUCAAGCUGCAAUCAUUUACAAUAUUCCUCGGACGACGCUAUAUGACAGGUUAAACGGCAUUCAACAAAGAUCUAUAAUACGUGCCAACGGACAUAAAUUGUCUCAAUUUGAAGAGGAAUCACUUGUCAAAUGGGUACUCGAUCUAGACAAACGUGGAUUACCCCCUCGGCACUCUCUUGUACGAGAGAUGGCUAAUUACCUUCUUUCACAACGUGGAAAUCAACAGGUUGGAGAGAAAUGGGUCUAUAAUCUCAUUCAACGUCGCCCAGAGAUUGAAUCAAAAUUUUCACGGAAAUAUAACUACGAGCGUGCUAAAUGCGAAGAUCCGAAGUUAAUCCAAGAAUAUUUUGAUCGCGUACGAGAGGUUAUAUCAAAGUACGGAAUCUUACCAGAAGAUAUCUACAAUUUUGAUGAGACUGGCUUUGCUAUGGGACUCUGUGCAACCGCAAAGGUUAUUACUGGAAGCGAUCGAUAUGCUCGGCCAAAGCUAUUACAGCCUGGAAAUCGAGAAUGGGUGACUGCAAUUGAGGCAACUAAUUCAACUGGAUGGGCCCUGCCUUCAUACAUCAUUUUCAAGGCAAAGAAAUAUACUCGGUUAGGCUGGUUUGAGGAUCUUCCUGAUGACUGGAGAAUCAAUAUCAGUGAUAAUGGAUGGACUACAGAUAAGAUUGGAUUAGAAUGGCUUAAAACCCAUUUUAUUCCUCUUACUAAUGGCCGUGCAAUGGGAAAUUAUCGGAUGUUGAUUCUUGAUGGCCAUGGAAGCCAUUUGACUGCUGAAUUUGACCGUACAUGCACUGAGAAUAAUAUUAUUCCAGUCUGUAUGCCUCCUCAUUCUUCACAUCUUUUACAGCCUCUUGAUGUUGGCUGUUUUGCUGUUUUAAAGAGACAUUAUGGACAGCUUGUUGAGCAGCGAAUGAGGCUUGGAUUCAAUCAUAUUGAUAAACUUGACUUUCUUACUGCAUUCCCAAAGGCUCGUACGAUGGCAUAUAAAGCUCAAACUGUUCGGAAUAGCUUUACAGCAACUGGAUUAGUACCAUUCAAUCCAGAUCGAGUUUAUCAACAGCUCACUGUUCGAUUGAAGACUCCAACACCCCCUCCAAGUCGAUCAAGUGAUACACAAUCAUCCUGCUUGCAAACCCCUCAAAACGCACGUCAAUUUAAGCGCCAAAGGACUACAACGAAGAAGAGAAUAAGCCGGCAUACAAGAAGUUCAUCUGAGGCUAUUGGUGAAGUGUUUACACGGGCAUCAAAGGCUUAUGAGAUGAGUAUUAAUCAGCUUACAAUUGCCCAGAAGGAACUCCAUGAUCUACGGGCUGCACAUGAGAAGGAGAAGCAAAAACGUCAAAAAUCUAAAAAGCAAAUAUCCCAUGAUCAAGGAAUUACCAGAGAGGAAGCUCAGGCACUUGUACAAGGUCAGAUUGAGGCAUCUCAAGCUGUUACUACUGCUCCGGCCGAGCCUGAGCUCCCAGUCUCUCAUCCACCAGUACGUCGCCAAUUUCGAUGUAGAAUUGAGAUUUGA
Messenger RNA from Talaromyces stipitatus ATCC 10500, 1659 nucleotides. RefSeq names its product transposon, putative. Gene Ontology annotation, cellular component: nucleus. The coding region runs from base 37 to 1659 and encodes 540 amino acids. Gene Ontology annotation, molecular function: DNA binding. Lineage: Eukaryota; Fungi; Ascomycota; Eurotiomycetes; Eurotiales; Trichocomaceae. The record is from RefSeq and is a predicted model, not a curated record. The transcript has 2 exons.